GCGAUAUCAGUGUCAUACGAGAAAUGAAUAUGCUUUCCAGUUUAAUGUUAUGCCUACGAUACUUAGAAAGGUGUUUAUUUUUUUAACAAUUAGAAGAUUUGAGCGUUGACCAAGAACAUAAUAACUGCACUGAUAAACUAUUUUAUUACGACGUAAAGAUGAGGAGAUGGAGUUGUUUAGUCCAGUCGGUAUUCAUUUUUGUUGUUGUCAGCUUUCUCCGUGAGUCGAAUGGAGAAAUUGCAUCGGGCCAGGACGGUCCGGCUACACUACUACCGCCCGUUAAACCACCGGAGCCUGAUCAUGGCCCGCAACCAUUCCCUGAUGAAAAGACUCAUUUGCCUGUUUUUACUAUGGACUACCCACGCAUUCAGUUGCCUUUCGAAAUCACUCUAUGGAUUUUACUUGCAUCUUUUGCCAAAAUUGGCUUUCAUGUGUACCACAAGAUCACCAUCUGGAUCCCAGAGUCAUGUCUUCUGAUCACCAUCGGCCUGAUCGUGGGGGGCAUCAUGCACUCAGUGCAGGAGGAACCGCCGGCCGUGCUGGAGUCUAAUGUCUUUUUCCUUUACAUGUUGCCACCCAUCGUGCUGGAGAAUGGGUACUUCAUGCCCACUCGACCCUUCUUUCAGAACGCGGGCACAGUGAUGUGGUACGCAGUGGUGGGCUCUCUGUGGAACUCCAUGGGCAUUGGCCUGUCGCUGUAUGCCAUCUGCCAGAUUCAGCCGUUUGGUGUGCAGGACAUCAACCUGCAGGAGAACCUGCUGUUUGCCACGAUAAUCUCUGCCGUGGACCCAGUGGCUGUGCUCAACGUCUUUCAGGACAUCAGUGUCAAUGAGCAGCUCUAUAUUGUCAUUUUUGGAGAGGGCCUGUUCAAUGAUGCUGUCAUUGUGGUGCUGUACAACAUGUUCAUCUUUGUGGCAGAAUUGGAUGUGGUGGAGUCAGUGGAUGUGUUCCUGGGCGUGGCCCGCUUUUUUGUGGUGGGAUUGGGUGGCGUAUUCUUUGGCUUCCUGUUUGGAAUCGGCGCAGCCUUCACCUCACGGUUCACCUCAAAAGUGCGUGAGAUUGAGCCCCUCUUCGUGCUCAUGUAUAGCUAUCUGGCCUACCUGGUGGCUGAGCUUUUCGGCAUCUCGAGCAUUAUGGCGAUAGUGGUAUGUGCCCUGACCAUGCGUCAUUACGUGGAGGCCAAUGUGUCCCAGCGUUCCUGCACCACCAUACGCCACGUCAUCAAGAUGCUGGCCUCCAUCUCAGAGACACUCAUCUUCUUCUUCCUGGGAGUGGUGACUAUAACCACUGACCACGAGUGGAACUGGGGCUACAUCCUGGCCACCCUGCUCUUCGCCUUCAUCUGGAGAGGCCUGGGUGUCUUGGUGUUGACACAGAUCAUCAAUCCAUUCCGUACCGUCCCGUUUAACUACCAGGACCAGUUUGGCUUGGCCUAUGGAGGCUUAAGAGGGGCCGUUUGCUUUGCCCUUGUCUUCCUGCUGCCUGAUACUAUUAACCGACGCAAACUCUUUGUGACUGCCUCUAUCGCCAUCAUCAUCUUCACUGUCUUCAUCCAGGGCAUCAGCAUUCGGCCCCUCAUAGAAUACCUAAUCAACAUCAGGAGAACCCAUAAACAGGAGACCAUCAAUGUUGAGAUCCAUAACAGGGUAAUGGAACACACUGUUGCUGGAGUUGAGGAUAUCUGUGGGCAAUGGAGCCAUCAUUACUGGAAGGACAAGUUCAAGAGGAUUAAUGACGGCUUCAUCCGGAAAAUUCUAAUUCGGGACAACCGUUCUGAAUCCAGCAUUGUGGCUCUGUACAAGCGCCUGGAGCUGCUAAAUGCCAUGGAGCUGCUGGACACCCAGAAUGGCGACAUUAGCGCAGCUCCGUCCAUCAUCUCAUUGAAUGAUGAGAGGAAAGCAUCAUACAAGCCAAAGAAGAAGUUCCUUGCCAGUGACCUGAAAAAUAUGCAUGAAGUUCUAAGAAAGAAUAUGUAUAAAAUUAGACAGAGGACAGUAGAGUAUACCAGCAAGCAUGCUCUGCCAGACCAUAGCAAGGCCAAAGAGAUCUUACUGCGGCGGCACUCAAGCAUCCGACGCAGCCUGAGGCCUGGAAGUUUCCGUGACCCGGCUGAGGCUAGGUCAUAUAGGUACUCAUCACUUCCUGCAGGAGCAAACCUUGAUGCUCAUUUCCCCCCAAGACCACAAGAUGACCCAAGAUCUCAGAUGGGCCGUCCGUUUGCCCGGACCAGGCUGGCGCAGUCUCUGCGCCCCUCCUCUCAUGCCAUGAGGCCCAUUAGGGAGCUGGAUACCCUGCGUGGGCUGCCCGUGGGUGAGAGCAGGGGGCAUCCUGCUAGUGUGGAUGUGCUGAAUGAGAAGAGCAGUGGCCGUUACGCCUCUCCGUCCUCCCGACCUCCCUCCAGGACCGCUAUGGUCCCGACCCCACGUAUUGGCCUCACCAGCGCUGUCCCCCGCAAUGAUCCAGAGUGGGAGACUGAGGAGGAGGUGGAGGAGGAGGAGGAGGAAGGGCAGCCUCAGUCUCCAGCACCCAGCUGGGCCGCUGACACUACACGGAGACAGAGCCCUCUCCUCAGACAGACACCCAGGGACUCUCAUGGUCCCCGUUAG
Molecule: messenger RNA, 2606 nt
Organism: Clupea harengus (Atlantic herring)
Lineage: Eukaryota; Metazoa; Chordata; Actinopteri; Clupeiformes; Clupeidae
Product: sodium/hydrogen exchanger 2-like
Biological process (GO): potassium ion transmembrane transport; sodium ion import across plasma membrane; regulation of intracellular pH
Cellular component (GO): plasma membrane
Molecular function (GO): potassium:proton antiporter activity; sodium:proton antiporter activity
Source: RefSeq, a predicted model, not a curated record